AUCUAAGCUUCUUCUUCGGCGAAUCGACGAAGGGACGAGGCAACCAGACUUCUUCUCUCGGCCAUAGCCGGCAGAUUUGAGAGGUUCAGUGAUGGUGUGGAGAAGAAGCUAAUCUCCAGGAUUCCUAUGAUAAUCGGUGUUUUGCGUGACGGUUUGGAGAAAAAUCCGAUCUCCAGGUUCCGUACUGCAAUUGGAUUUCAGGUGACGGUUCUUUCUGGGAUUAGUUUGUUAACUCUGUUUUCUUCCUUUCAUGGUUUCGUUCUCAUUCUUUCUUCUUUUGGAGGGUUUCUUCGUCCCCUUUCCGAGGAGGUUGGGUCACCGAGGUAUAUUACAAGGAUUCCGAUGGUAAUUGAUGUUCUGCCGUGCCUUAUCCGUAACCUUAUGAACGAGCAAAAGCGAGCGAUGGGUGGCCGAUAUGUCAACGGAGUUUUUGUCAACUUCCUAUUCCACUGCAGGUUCCUUAUUCUAUAUAGAAAUUGACAGUGAAACAGAAAAGAAAAGUAACGAAAUACAAACUAUGGACACGAUGCCUGAAGAGCUGGGCUUCGCCAAACAGUUGGUUGGGAUUUUCCGCCAUUAGUCAGGUCAUCACUGAGUGCUCUGAAAUACAGUUCUUCAUGGAACUCCUGGUGGUUGGUGCUUAGAGCUACCAAAGCUACAAGCUAUCCUUCUGAGCUUGGCUGGGUAAUGAUAUCUUGGAGUUUCAAGAAGAUGUUAGCAAGUUUGACAGUUGCCUUCCAACGGCUGCUCUUUAUCUCAAGCAAUGAUUGACAACAACUAUUUUGAUUCGUGC
This is a messenger RNA of Linum tenue, 793 nucleotides long. NCBI's taxonomy places the organism in Eukaryota, Viridiplantae, Streptophyta, Magnoliopsida, Malpighiales, Linaceae. The record is from the annotation of a GenBank genome assembly.